Molecule: messenger RNA, 3213 nt
Organism: Symphalangus syndactylus (siamang)
Lineage: Eukaryota; Metazoa; Chordata; Mammalia; Primates; Hylobatidae
Gene: NPHP1
Product: nephrocystin 1
Biological process (GO): protein localization involved in establishment of planar polarity
Cellular component (GO): cilium; cytoplasm
Molecular function (GO): protein binding
Source: RefSeq, a predicted model, not a curated record
GACUAGAAAGACAGGAAGACUGUUAGUAGGCAGAUAAUGUUCUGUUUCAUAAUCUGGGUGCUGUUAUGGGGUGGAAGGUUUUCAGAGCAAAGUCUGUACACUUUUCUCUGUAGGUAUUAUACUUAAAGAAAAAAGUACAUAAAUAAUGGUUCAGCCUGGCCUGUGGUUGUUCUGAAGAACAUUCAUUUAUAUUAAUGGGGUCCAUCAUUUGGAAGGUGAGCCCCAAGCAUCAUCAUUCUUAUUCAAGUCCAAUUUUCGUGUAGUGGAGUUUUGGAAUUGGAUUCAUGGGAGGCAGUCCCAUAUGGGGGAAACAUGACAACCUUCCUGAGACUUGAUGUAAACUGGGAAUCAUAGUGAGAACUAAUAAUUUGCUCAUAGAUUUGCUGUAGAACAAUUACCAUCCUUACAGAAUUCAGAAUUGACAACGUGCAAUAUUAGAAUGAAAUGAAAUUUCAGUAGCCUAAAUGGCAAAGAAUUAAAAACUGCCUUUCGAAAUGAGAGUAUGGAACAGAACCAUAUAUUCCAUAGGAAAGCUAUCCUUGCAGUUAAUGAAAGAAUUUAAGAUGCUAAAAUUGUAUCUUAACAUUAGCUUACAAAAUUGGUAUCAGAAAGCAAAUGCCAUAAAACAGGUAUCCCAGCAACAAGGUGGUGUUAUUACUGAUGUAUUGUGGGGAAUGUAGUUUCAGGCGCUGGGGGACGUUCCCCUAUCCUUAGGAAUUGGCGAGGAAAAAUGACUCCCCCGGCUGUGACCUGCCUGGUGGCGUGGGAUGACCACCGCAAGAGAACAUUUUGACCCUUCCCGGGACCAGCCCGGGCGGGGCGGGGUGGGAGGCGGACGCACAUCGAUGGCGUCACCUUCUGGCGCCGCCGCUUGGUUUCCCUGGCAACUGGAGCAAUCAGGGCACCGCAGCGAGAGAGAUGCUGGCGACACGACAGCGAGAUCCUCUCCAGGCCCUGCGGCGCCGCAAUCAGGAGCUGAAGCAACAGGUUGAUAGUUUGCUUUCUGAGAGCCAACUGAAAGAAGCUCUAGAACACAAUAAAAGACAAGAUAUUUAUCAAAGAGUUGGGGCACCUACUGAAGAAGAGGAAGAAAGUGAAAGUGAAGACAGUGAAGACAGUGGUGGGGAGGAAGAAGAUGCAGAGGAGGAAGAGGAAGAGAAAGAGGAAAAUGAAUCUCACAAACAGUCAACCAGUGAAGAAUACAUCGCUAUUGGAGAUUUUACUGCUCAGCAAGUUGGAGAUCUUACAUUUAAGAAAGGGGAAAUUCUCCUUGUAAUUGAAAAAAAACCUGAUGGUUGGUGGAUAGCUAAGGAUGCCAAAGGAAAUGAAGGUCUUGUUCCCAGAACCUACCUAGAGCCUUAUAGUGAAGAAGAAGGCCAAGAAUCAAGUGAAGAGGGCAGUGAAGAAGAUGUAGAGGUGGUAGAUGAAACAGCAGAUGGAGCAGAAGUUAAGCAAAGAACUGAUUCCCACUGGAGUGCUGUUCAAAAAGUGAUCUCAGAGAUAAACACUGUUGAUGUGUUAACCACGAUGGGAGCUAUUCCUGCAGGGUUCAGGCCUUCCACACUCUCACAGCUUCUGGAGGAAGGGAAUCAAUUUCGAGCAAGUUACUUCUUACAACCAGAGCUCAUGCCUUCACAACUGGCCUUCAGAGAUCUGAUGUGGGAUGCUACAGAAGGCACUAUUAGGUCGAGACCAAGUCGUAUUUCAUUGAUUCUGACAUUAUGGCACUGUAAAAUGAUUCCUCUUCCAGGAAUGAGCAUACAGGUUCUCAGCAGACAUGUACGCCUCUGUCUAUUUGAUGGUAAUAAGGUUCUGAGCAACAUUCAUACAGUCAGAGCCACAUGGCAAUCUAAAAAGCCCAAAGCAUGGACCUUUUCUCCCCAGGUUACUCGCAUCUUGCCAUGUUUGCUUGAUGGUGAUUGCUUUAUCAGGUCUAAUUCUGCAUCUCCAGAUCUUGGAAUAUUAUUUGAACUUGGAAUUUCUUACAUGUGCAAUUCAACUGGUGAAAGAGGAGAGUUAAGCUGUGGCUGGGUGUUUCUUAAACUUUUUGAUGCCAGUGGAGUUCCUAUUCCAGCAAAAACUUACGAGCUUUUCUUGAAUGGUGGUACUCCUUAUGAAAAAGGUAUUGAAGUGGAUCCUUCAGUAUCCAGAAGAGCACACGGUAGUGUUUUCUACCAGAUGAUGACAAUGAGAAGGCAGCCUCAACUUCUAGUAAAACUGAGAUCCUUGAACAGAAGAUCAAGAAAUGUACUAAGUCUACUGCCAGAAACAUUAAUUGGAAGUGUGUGUUCUAUUCACUUGUUGGUAUUUUAUCGACAAAUUCUUGGAGAUGUGCUUCUGAAAGACAGGAUGAGCUUGCAAAGUACUGAUUUAAUUAGCCAUCCCAUGCUGGCCACCUUCCCCGUGCUCUUGGAGCAGCCUGAUGUGAUGGAUGCCCUCAGGAGUUCAUGGGCUGAAAAAGAAAGUACAUUAAAAAGAUCAGAGAAGAGAGACAAAGAGUUCCUGAAGUCCACGUUUCUCCUGGUUUACCAUGACUGUGUGCUCCCACUUCUCCACUCCACACGCCUACCCCCGUUCAGGUGGGCAGAAGAAGAGACUGAGACUGCACGAUGGAAAGUUAUCACUGACUUCCUUAAGCAAAACCAAGAAAACCAGGGCGCCCUCCAAGCUCUGCUGUCACCAGACGGAGUUCAUGAACCUUUUGACCUUUCAGAGCAGACCUAUGACUUCUUGGGUGAAAUGAGAAAGAGUGCAGUGUGACAGUGGCAGCCUCUAGCCCUCAGCUUCCCACGGAAUCAGAUGGAUCCUCCACGAUUACGUGAGUAAAAUGAUGGAACCAAAAAUCACUGUCACUUUACAACUUAGGUUUUACUCUUUUCUUUCUACAGACCAUAUUUUUAAAGAUAUGUUUAUACAAUAAUUUAAAUAUUUUUUAAAACUAUGAAAUAAAUUUUUUUAAGGAAUACUGUUAUAUCUAAAUUUAAACAGUAUUUAUUUUUUUCAAAAGCAGCUACUUAAUGGUAUAGAUUUCUAUAAAAGCAAGAUUUUGUCAAAAACAAAAUUUAUGAUUAUUCAAGAAAGUGAAAAAAACAACCUAUAGAAUGGGAGAACAUAUUUGCAAAUCAUCGAACUGAUAAGGGUCUAGUAUCCAAAAUAUUUAAAUUUAUGAGUGUUAAUAAAAUUUAUCUUGUUCAAUAAAGAGGAAGUUAAAGU